This is a messenger RNA of Alosa sapidissima (American shad), 6527 nucleotides long. It is a transcript of the gene slc1a2b, whose product is annotated as solute carrier family 1 member 2b. The coding region runs from base 559 to 2256 and encodes 565 amino acids. The record is from RefSeq and is a predicted model, not a curated record. Gene Ontology annotation, biological process: L-glutamate transmembrane transport. Gene Ontology annotation, cellular component: plasma membrane. NCBI's taxonomy places the organism in Eukaryota, Metazoa, Chordata, Actinopteri, Clupeiformes, Clupeidae. The transcript is spliced from 11 exons. Gene Ontology annotation, molecular function: neutral L-amino acid transmembrane transporter activity; L-glutamate transmembrane transporter activity; glutamate:sodium symporter activity.
AGGGAACCCCACGGGAUUUUCGGUGCUUACAUUUAAGCUGGUCCCACUGGCUCCUCCUCCCUCCUCUUCUCCUCUCCUCUCCUCCUCUGCUCCUCCGUCUCCAGUGAGCUCCUCCAGUGAAACGCGCUUCGACAGAGGGACUUCAACCGAGCAGCGCCACCUUCUCUGUGCUUCUCUGGAGCUCUGGAGGAGGCCGCCUAGCUGACUGGAAUCAGGGGGACUGGACAGGCUGAGAGGCUGGGGUCCGACCGAUCUGCUUUUCUCCACCCUAGCCAGCAAGUGAGAGCAGAGAAGGAGUUGGGAGGGGGGGGGCCUCUUUGCUCAGUGUGUCGGGUGUGAGUUUGAACCAGGGAUACUGUGCUGUAAAAGCUGAAGCUCAAGUUCCUCUCAAGUUCCCUCCUGACAAAAGGAGGUCCUUGACGCUGGAGAUUUGAGGCAUAUAUUUGGGGUUGUUUUGGUUCUCUUUUUGUCUGUGCGUGCUUGUGUUUCCACGGUUACCUACAGCCAAAGACUGAGAGAGGCCGGUAGAGUCAACUGCACUGCUGACAACCAACUCAAAUGAAUGCCAACAGUAUGCCUAAGCAAGUGGAGGUAAGGAUGCACGAGAGCCACUUGGAGCCCAUCGAGGCUGCCCCGCAGUCCAAAUGCGGCCGUUUGUGCGGGAAGCUCUUCAAGAACCUGCUGCUCACACUCACAGUGCUGGGUGUGAUCCUGGGUGCCGUCUCUGGAAUGCUUCUACGCGUGGCCUCGCCAAUUAAUCCGGACAUUGUCAUGGUGAUCGCCUUCCCUGGUGAUAUCCUGAUGAGGAUGUUGAAGAUGCUCAUCCUCCCCCUCAUCAUCUCCAGUUUGAUCACAGGACUGGCUGGUUUGGAUGCUAAAUCCAGUGGCCGUCUGGGCACCAGGGCCAUGGUCUACUACAUGUCCACCACCGUCAUCGCUGCUGUCCUGGGUGUGAUCUUGGUGCUGGUCAUCCAUCCUGGAAACCCCAAGAUGAAGGAGCAGCUGGGAGAAGGCCAUGUCCAUGAUGAGGUCUCCAGCCUGGACGCCUUCUUUGACCUCAUCAGGAACCUGUUUCCUGAGAAUCUGGUCCAAGCUUGCUUCCAGCAGAUCCAGACAGUUGUGAAAAAGGAGGAAGUCAUCGCAGCCGAGGUGAACAGCACACUGGAAGACCUCCUCACCAAUGCCACCAAGCAGCCACCCGUUUUCAUCACCAAAAAGUCACUGCAGUUUAAGAGUGGGAUGAACGUGCUGGGCCUGAUUGGCUUCUUCAUCGCCUUUGGGAUCUGCAUGGGAAAGAUGGGUGAGAGGGCCCGCCUCAUGCUUGAGUUCUUCAACAUCCUGAACGAGAUUGUUAUGAAGCUGGUCCUCAUGAUCAUGUGGUACUCUCCCCUCGGUAUCGCCUGCCUGAUCUGUGGCAAGAUCAUUUCCAUCAAUGAUCUGGAGGUGGUUGCAAGGCAGCUGGGGAUGUACAUGGUGACGGUCAUCGUCGGCCUCAUCAUCCAUGGAGCCAUCUUUCUGCCCUGCAUUUACUUUGCCAUCGUGAGGAAAAACCCCUUCACUUUCUUCAUGGGCAUCUUUCAGGCUUGGAUCACGGCUCUGGGAACUGCCUCCAGUGCUGGAACUCUGCCAGUUACCUUCCGUUGCCUUGAGGAGAACCUGGGCAUUGAUAAGAGAGUGACCCGUUUCGUCCUUCCUGUCGGUGCCACCAUCAACAUGGACGGCACUGCCCUCUAUGAGGCUGUGGCCGCCAUCUUCAUUGCCCAGAUGAACGGCAUCCACCUUGACCCUGGCCAGAUUGUCACCGUCAGUCUCACUGCCACCCUGGCCAGUGUAGGGGCGGCCAGUAUCCCCAGUGCUGGGCUUGUGACCAUGCUGCUGAUCCUGACAGCUGUUGGUCUACCCACUCAGGACAUCAGCCUGCUGGUAGCAGUCGACUGGCUGCUGGAUCGCUUCCGUACCUCAGUAAACGUAGUCGGCGACUCCUUUGGUGCCGGGAUCGUGUACCACAUGUCCAAGGCGGAGCUUGAUGCCCUCGAUGCCCAGCAGCAUGGCAAGUCGGACGACAUCGAGAUGAUGACCAAGACCCCGUCCUACUACGACGACCUCAAGAACCACCACGAAAACAACUCCAACCAGUGCGUGUAUGCCGCUCACAAUUCAGUACUGGUAGAUGAAUGCAAGGUAACCUCGGCCACAAACGGUUCAACUGCUGCGGAGUACACACUUGUUGAGGAGGAACCGUGGAAAAAAGAAUAAUGCAAGCACACACAUCCCCAGCACCUGAGCCCACAAGCUUUCCUAUUGGGUGAAAAAAAGAAAAUGGAAAAAAAUGUUCAAUUCAAAUGGAAAAAGUACUGUUUUUAUUUUAGUUUUACUGUUGUUGAUGUUGUUCUUCUUCUUAUUGUUGUUGAUGAUGAUGAUGUUUCUUUUUUUUAAUAUUCCCCUUUUUUAAAAAAAGAAUAUUUAACAAAUCAUCUGGCUGACUGAAAACUAAUACUAAUUCUGAAACAGAGAUAUUAAUACUCCAUCUGAUAGAGUUCUAAUGUAUGCGCGGUAGCUAACUCUUGCACAAUGGACAUCAAGGCUUGGGAGGGUUAAGUAAGGGAAGAAAAAAAGAAAUAUCAAAUAUCUACCUUAAAUUAUUCACAAAUAUAAUAUAUAUGCAUACUGUAGAUGUGGUUGCUGUGACAGCAUGUCGGUGAGGGGGAGAGAGAGUCCAAGGUGAGGGGGAAGCAUCUGCCGAAUCCCCAUAGCCCCACCCCACUCUGACCUUUGACCCCUUGUUACAUGUUGGGUGAACAAGUAAUAGCCUGCUGCUUAGAGAGAGAUCUGCGCCCUUUGGCCGCUUAAGGCCUUUACCUCAUCACACAAACACAUACACCUACAGUACACUCUCUCUCACACACACACUCGACAAGAGUGAACAGGCUGAUGAACUGAUGAAUAAGCAACCCCACCCUGUAGAGUCCCACUUCAUCUUCUCUCCUCUCCCUGGACUUUAUCUCCAAACCUGGAAACAGCUACCCACCCCCCCACCCCCUCUCUCCAGGAUUACCUCUCUCCACACUUCUCUCCUCACCUCUCCUCUCUUUCCACCUCUUUAGUCCUCAGGUCAUCUCCUCUCCUCCUUCUGGUCUGUUCUUCUGUCCCUUCUUCUUCUUCUCUUAAUGACCCCCCCUUCUAGGCUGUGUGUUGCCAGAGGGAUUAGUGGUGUUUGUGAAACUAGAGUGAAUACAGAUGCAAAUCUUAACUGUGUAGAUAUUAUGACCUAUGAGAAUGAUGAUGUAGGCUGUGGCAUGUUGGCCUUAGAUGCAUGUUUUGGGACCAAGCAAGAGCACAAAUGGUCUACUGUAUAUACCCUUCCAAGUCAAAAAACACUGGGGAAAAAAACUUUUAGAGGGAUUACCUUAUGAUUCAAGCACAAUCUUUUGGCUGUUUACUGCUGAUAAAGCACAUUCUCUCCUCCAAUUUGAAGGCAGUUGCGCCUUUCCUAAUCAGAAUGCUGACCACUGCCUAAGACUGUAAGUACAGUUAGUUAGAACAGAGACUAGAUCACAUCAAAAGUGCCAAUUGCUUUAGUUGCUGGUUUUGUGAAGGUCGCAGAGGGCACACAGUAUUUUUCUGUAACCUCAAAAAGUGACAUCUUCAAUGUUCUUUUUUUCUCCCACUGACAUGCUGGGCAGAGAAACAAUGUGUGCUCCAAACAAAACAUAAAUCUCUGAGCCAAAAUUGUUUAGACCAUAAACACGAUCCCAGAGGAUCCUGAGCUCCAGCUGGUGGUGAGGAAUACCUACACUCUGAAACCCACAGAUGUGCUGCUCUCACCAGCUGUUUAUUCAGUCUUACAAUUGCCAAAAUGCCUAUUGUCUUUAUAUAUUCAUGCAUAUGUAAUGCAGCUUACAUGACAUUUAAUAUAUUGACUGUUUACAGACCAUUAAACAUUUAUUUAACUAAAUAUAUUGUAAGGGAAAAAAAGACAACAACUUUUUAAAAUGGAGAUAUGAAAAGCACACAGGACAGGGUCUUGUCAAGGGUAGCAUUCCACUAUCAUUUCCUUGAGAUCUUUUCCUUUUAAAGCACACAAAGGUUAGACUUGAAAAUAACUGUAUGCUAGAGCUGCUGUAUAGUUACACAGAACCAAUUAAUAUCGCACAAAUAUUGAGCUGACAAAAAAUAUACACCUCAAGUGAAAGAGGCCAUUUUUACACGCACCGUACAGAUUCUCCAUGAGGGUAUCUAUCCUCAAAUUCUUGAGCCUUGAACUUCAUUCCUCGACUGUUCUCACCGCCCCACAAUGCUGCAGCAUACCGGCUACACUCACGUCAGCGUCGGCCAGAUCAGGGAGCCCAAAUCGGCUGAGCUGUCAACUCAAGCUCUUGCCACGGAAAAGUCUUUCCCUCUCAAGGAACCAAAUGGUGAAAGAUUUGACAUACAUACAUACAUACAUACAUACGCACACAUACUGCUAUAUAAUAACACUGGGUAAAUUUGAAUGCUGCGCAGAGACUUAUCUGAACAAUCUCAAGGUACGGAUUUGGUUUGAUGUUCUGUGUAGCCUAUGUUUUUCAUUUCGUUUUUUCUCUGCGCUCACUCGUCCUUGUUCGUCUCUGCUCUGUGACGACCUUGCCUUGAAAUUGUUUAACCACUGUAUGGUCGAGGCAUCUCUAGAUCACACUUUUAACAGUAGUAGCCUAAAGUCUAACAUUGUCUUUGAGGAGUCGGGGAGUGUUAUCACCCUCCCCUCUCCAGUGCUCCCCUCACUCUCUGAGCCUCUCUGAAGGAGGGCUCGGGAGGCACAAUUAUCCACACGUAUUUCUGGGCGUUCUUGCCGUGUAGAUACUGUACCGGUAACCGAGUGACCACCAGAUCUUUACGGCACCCUUAGUGGACGCAAGUCUCGUGAGUGUGAAUAUGAGCGUGCUAACAGCAGCCGCCAUUUAGACGAGGGCCAGUAUAACGCUCACUCAAGCCCUGUGUGUUUAUUGACAAACCGGGGCGACGCAAUAGGCCACUGAGAUGAUCUCACCAGUGUAGAUGCAUGGACCUUUUUUUCGUUCUGUUCUCUUUUUGGACCAGUUUUCUGAGAAGCAUGGAAUUGAAGUGCCUCCUUGCACUUUGUGUACAUAUUGUAGGUAACUGAUUUUAUUUUUCGGCGAGGGGACAUGUAGAAAUAGUUUAUAAUUGAUGUGACAUUUUUUGUAAUCCUAUAGGAAUAUAUAUCUUGUAUGUUCUUCAGAAAAUUGAAAUAAAUAGAUCAGAAGUGUAUAGAUCAGAAAGUGUAAUAAACACCUGUUUUUGUUUUAUUUCAUUUUACAUCUCUGUUCCUAGAUGUUUCACUUAGCUGUUACAUAUCCAAUAUAUAAAUAUCUUUUUUGUAUCUAAUGAAUGUUUUGAAUGUUUGGUCCCUUGAAGAUAAAAUGUUGUGUGUGCAUUCAUUUUCAUUGUACAUAAAUAUAUAUAUGACUUGCUCUGCUGAAUUUCAAUGCAGAAUGUUCUGGAAUUCGGGCAUGACUCAAUCAAAAAACUAAACCAAUUGGAAGACAGAAAACACAUUGCAUAGUGCAGUUGCACUUGUUGUCCAUUUGGAGUGAUCUUACUUCGCUUGUGGAAUGUGGUUAUUAUCCUGUUAUGUGCCAGCUCUUAAGUACAGAUGUCGAAGAUUAAAAUUUAUACGCUGUGUACAUAAAACAGAAAUAAAAAAACGUCACUACUGUUGUCCGUUCUGAGUAAAUACUAACCAGAACCACUGAGAAGAGCUUGUCAAACUGUGAGCCCAUCUCCUAAAGAAUUCACAGAGUGCAGCUCACUAUGGUAGAUAACAAGUAGGCCUACAUGACCUAUCUAAAAAUCACCCCACAAUGUGUCAGCAGUUCAAAUCAUAAGGGCAUGCUUGUUUGUUUUUUUCCGCAAGCAUGAACUGUCACACAUACUCAGCUACUCUUCGGGCCUAACAUUUAAGCAGGAUGGAGAUAUUCUUGCGAAGAGUUGACCUAGAGUCGAUCAAAGAGCAUAUAAACUUUUACAGGAACACAAAAAGUCAGCAGUUCUAAAAUUCCCCUUCUGCCACCCCACGUGUUUUGGUAUCUGCCAGUUCUCACCAGGGUCAGGCCGAAAAACAGAGCUUCACACCGUUAAAAGACAAUUGGAAUUUUAGGGCAUAUGACCAAAAACAAGGGCCAGUAAGAAAACCAAUUAAGGACAUGCUGUUUGACCCGUUGAGUUAGCCUGCUAACCUGCCUGACCUCGACCCCCAUCUCUGUGUCCUGUGCAGACCUCCCCUCCGAUACAAGUCCUCUGUGUGAAGCCACUCUCAUCAUUUUCAUCCCUGUUGAAAAUGACUGGGUUGGGACAGAGUAGAAAAGAAAUGUGUAAACAAGCACAAUAUAAUAAUUAAAAAAAGAAACAACUACAGUUUUUUUUUCUUUACCAGACCUGUGGUAUAAAAUUCCAUGUUCAUACAUAUCAGUAUGUGUUGUACCACUGGUGUACAUACAGCUAUGAUAACUAAUAAAUGUUGAUUCAACUAA